Rhopilema esculentum is the source of this 2819-nucleotide messenger RNA. RefSeq lists its product as uncharacterized. The record is from RefSeq and is a predicted model, not a curated record. Lineage: Eukaryota; Metazoa; Cnidaria; Scyphozoa; Rhizostomeae; Rhizostomatidae.
AUGGUAUCUGUGCGAUGGUCUCUUCGGGCGCUAAGCUUGCUAUUACAAGUGUCAGUUAAUUCCAUACAGUUUUUUUCUGUCAGUUGUAGAUGAAUGGAAAUUCCAAGCUCCAAGGUGACACCUGUGGGCUGAGCGUUAAUUAUGCAUAAAUGAAUUCAGCCUUUUUAACUAUUCCGAAUUGAUUUCACUUGAGAAGCCAACACAGUUAUUCAAACACUUUCAGCAUGUGUUCUUUCUGGCACUUUUGCAUUUUUCAAGGUAUCUUUGCCUUUUUUACCCUCCCAUCAACUAUGGCUACUGCUGCCGUGGCCCUGCAACUGAUUGAAAACAGCAAAAUCACGACGCCAGAGACUGUCAGAGGCUUGAACGCUUCGAGCUUUGAUGUGGUGCAACUGCUAUCUAACUGCAUGGCUUCUAAGUAUCUGCAGAAUCACAACCGCAAUUUGUCGUCUUCAUCGAUUGCAAGUCUAUCGCUUCAUGCGGGAGUUAUUAACGGAGCAUUUGUAAAUGAAAAAAAAAGCAAUGGUAGCAAUGGUCAAGUGAUGUUACAAUUGAACAUGACAUUUCCAAUAGAAUCGGAAGAUACUCUAGGUAUACUUCCAAGUCAGUUAGAUUCUGCUCUCCAUACCAUGCAGCUCAAAGCAUUUGCUGUCAACAAUUUCACGGAAGACUACUGCAGAAUUCCUAAAUGCCCCAUUGAUAAGAUGUGCGUCAAUAAGAUGACAUUGUCGGAUGUUGAAACUAACAUUAAAAGGUGGAAUGACAGGUUGGUGCGGGCAAUUUGGGCACCUGGCCUACCUUGUCAAGUGAAUUCAGUUUAUAUUCACGAGGGAACUGGAUACAUUAACAUCCUUAAUGCUCAUUUCAAUGAAAACAAGCUCAUGCUGACAACAGCCAUCUUACUCGAGAACUGGUCGACUGAUUUGCCACAUCAGUUUUUCAAGGGAUUUUCCAAUACUAAUGUAACCCUGGUAGGGAUUUCGGUUCUCAUGACGUAUGAAAAAGGUAAAAUGGAAGGGAAGAAAGACUGGUUUGAGACAACCGAAGGUCUAGUAAACCUGACUCUGAUGGGCAUUCUUGGCUUCAAUCUCCUAGUCAUUCUCUUCGCAUUGUCAUUCUGGGCUUGCAAUAGAUCAAAGCGGGCAUUCGAACGAGACAUCUGGGAUUACGCUCUUUCUCGCAAGAAGGUUGACGACUCAGAUCCAUGGUGAUUUUUCUGUUAUAUCUUAACUGCAAAAAGUUGUAAAAAGAUUUGUUUUUUCUUAAUGAUAUUAACAUCUCAGAUAAAAAUCAUCGUUGUUUAUAUCAUUUUUAUCAUUUCAUCAUUUUGAUCACUCUAGUUUUUAGUUUUUUUUCAGAAAUAAUAUUUUAUGGAAUUCUCUCAAAAUAUUCAUAAGGUUGGAUAGGAAAUUAUUCUUUGUAAAAGUGCGUCUAGAUCAGGUGCGAUAAACAUAAGUCAUUUUUCUGCCCAUAUCUUUGGACUUCUUUAAUUGCCAAUUUGAUUACAACAAGUAUCUAUGCUUGGAAUUAGUUUUACAAACAUGUUUUUAUAAUAUUGCCUUUUUUAAUCUAAUAAGCUGCACAAAUAAUCAAGUUCGGUAUCUUAUUAUCGUUACGAAUAAAAAAAGCACUGCAACUUUGAUAAUAUUUCAUUUUAUCAUUUAACAAUCAAUUUUCGCAAUGUUUGUUUGUCUUUUUUUUCAUUUGCUCAGCUUCUUGUCAUGAACACAAUGGCGUUAUCAAUGUAUUUCGUAUGCCACCCCGAUGUUCUUAAUUCAUUAAAAUAUCAAUUUUUGUUGAAAUAGCUUCCCCCCUUAAGCGCUUUAAAUUGAUGUGUCUUCGUGCAUAUAACGAUUGAUUUGUAUACAUUUGGAAUGAUAAAUUACAUGGUUACAGUUUUCAAGUGCUGCUCCAAACUCGAAAGAUAGAGAAAAAAUACUGGUUGCAUUUAGAAUAAUUCAGAAGAAGAUUGAUGCAAAAAUGGCUUACAAGUGCAAUUCAAUACACUCAAUACUAGUGCAAAAUGGGGAUCCAUUGUUCGCCACGACAAGUCCCUAUAAUUCAACAAAAAUAUCUGAAGAUAAAUUUAAGGCUGAAAAAUUAAAAAAGGGUUUGUAUUAAGUUUUGUUAUUCUUAUAUUUUGUGGAAAAGGUCUUGGUCACUUUAAAAAAACCCCAGAUAUGCAAAUAAAAAUAUAAAGAUUGUCAACUUUUGAAAAAAUGUUUUGAAAACCCACAGAAAAAUUCUGUUUUACAGAUUGUGGUCUUUUUCAGUCCUAUUGAUAAAGGGGUGAACCCUUAUAGUUUUAAACUAAUCGCUGAAAAAGGAAUUUUUCAAUUAUCCAAUUAUCCGACCUAUAUAUAUACAGUAAUUUGUCAAUUAUCCGACCCCUAUAUACAGUAAUUAUUAAAUUAUCCAUUUAUCCGACCCAUAUACACGGUAAUUAUUCAAUUAUCCAACGCACCGUUUAUCCGGACUUCGAUUACCCGGUCCGUAAAAAAUGAGAAAAACCUUACAAAAAUUUUUAUCAUUUUUGUUAAAUUGUCAGGAGCACUUUUUUUCUUUCCAUUUUGAAUAUUUUAUGAGUAUUUUGAGAGUAUUAGGUGCAUUAGAUUGUAAUGUGUGCUUAGAAAUAGACUUUCAUAACAAUCAUCCUGUUUAUUUAUGCUGGUUUUUGCCGUUGUUCAUAUGUUUCCAAUUAUCAGGAAUUUCGGAUUAUCCGCAUGAAUCUUGAAAUCCUGUGUCCCGAGAAGAGCGGAUAAUUGAAUAAGUACUGUAUAGCAUUAUUCCUUUAGGCAUUGCUCGUUGUAUUGUCUUUA